This is a messenger RNA of Rhizophagus irregularis DAOM 181602=DAOM 197198, 536 nucleotides long. NCBI's taxonomy places the organism in Eukaryota, Fungi, Glomeromycota, Glomeromycetes, Glomerales, Glomeraceae. The record is from RefSeq and is a predicted model, not a curated record.
CUUUUGUUCAUAUACUGUUAACGUGAUGUGAUAAAAUUUUUUAUGUGAUAUAUAUUUGUGUAAUGGCAAAAUACCAGAAAAUCGGUAAAUUUCUAAGUUUGAAACAUGAUGAAGAUUAUUCAACACAUGAUGAAAAAAUUUCAUGUCACAUGGUGAAAAACAUCAUAAAAUAUGAUGAAAAAUAUGAUCAACAUGAUGAAAAGUCAUCAUGUAAACAUGAUGAAAAUAAUUUUGGUGUAAAUGUUGUUAGUGAAGUAUUAAAAAGAAGAGUUAUCGUUGCUGAUAGAGUAAAAGGUGCGUUCAUUUCUUCUAUAUCUCAUGAAUUAAGAACUGUUCUAUAUGGUAUUAUUUUAGAUUUUGCGAAAUUAGAAAGUGAAAAACAAGAUUACGUUGAAGAUCCAAUUAACCAAAAGAAAUUAAAUGAAAAAGAAAAUGAUAAUAAAAUAGUGAAUAAAAAUAAUAAAAAGAAGAAAGAACAGAAGGAACGAAUUGAUUUAGUUAAAUUAUUACUCUAUAGAAUUUUUUUAGAAAAUUGA